AUGGAUCCUGAAGUUUGUGAGAAGGCUCCUGCUCGUCAGCUGAGACGGUCCACAAGACAAUCCUCAGUCACUAAAGCAAUGAGUUUUGAACCAACUCCCAGAGGUCCUUUAAAGAGAACGAAAUCAAAACAAGAAUCUGAAGUCCCAGCUUCAAACGGAACUGUGGAAAAUGACUCUGAUGACGAAGGCUCCCCCAAUAAGAAGACUUGCAUAAAGACUGGUGAUCACUUUGCUUCUGGAGAAGGGAAUGGCCCUUUGAAGGAUGUAACGGAGCCCAUGGAUACACACAGUGAAAGACUGGCAGGAGAUGGAGAUGGAAAUGUCCCACUUACUCAUUCACGACCACCACUCAAUACCCCAGUUCCGGGUUCUCGUGAAGAUGUUAAAUUAAAGCCUUUGGUAGUUCUGGGUCCACGCUGCUCACUCACUCAUCCUAAAUAUGAAAAUGUCAUCAAAACCCAAGAGGAAAAACCAAAAAAUAAGGCCUCACUUCCUACAAAGUCUGUUACCCAGAUUACUUCCCAAACAAAGAUAUCUGAACCAUGCAAUGUUACUGUCACAAGCAUGGCAGAUUACAAGAGGAAGAUGGAGGCCAGAAUUACAGAAAAUCCAAAAGUGAAUAAUUAUGUCCCAAGCAAAUGUCCAACCUCUGUAACAAUAAGUCGGAAGCGCACCGUUGUUUUAACUCCAAAAACAGGCGUUUCAGAGAAGAAAAUGGACCAAAAGAAAACAAAAGUUUCCCCCCAUUACUCAGGGUUUCCAUCAAAAGGUUUCUUAACUUAUUUGUGGCAGCUAGUCCUUUUCCUUCUGUUAAGUGCGGGACUUCUCCUUGCUUUCAAACAACUCCAGACACAACAGAGAGCUCAAAAUGAUAGUACACACUCAUCCAUGUCUGUAAAUACUGAGUUGUUUGUUGGUGAAAUGUCCCAUGUGGCCACGCGGUUCCCCAAUCAACGCCCUGAGCUGUGGAGAAGGAGCCAAAUCCACCUUCAGAAGCACCUGGACUCGCCCCAGCCCACUGAGCCGGUCAGUCUGGUCCUCACCGCUGGUCUGAAGGCUGAGAAGACCCUACACUGCUUGGCCCACAGUGUGGCCUCGGCCUUCUCUUCUGCUGUGAACAGCUCUGUUGCUGUCAUUGACGGAGCCAGUCUAAACAACCUGGACAGUGACCAGGUUAAAAUGGAUAUCGAUGGCCAACUGAAGGCAGCAUUUGGAGGUGACAAACUCGCCGCCGUGGUUGAACGCUUUGAAGAGCUUCCCCCUGGUUCAACACUGAUCUUCUAUCGGUACUGUGACCACGACACUGCAGCCUACAAACGGGCUUUCUUACUGUUUACUGUGCUGCUGUCUGCGGAGGACCUGAGCCCUCAACACAGUCUGAAAGAGGUGGAGGAGCUGGUGCGGGAUCACGUGGAAGAGAGGCUUGUGGGGAAUGAUCCAGCGUUCAAUCAAAUGGAUGCUGAUAAGUUUAGUGGGCUUUGGAGUCGCAUCGCACAUCUGAUCUUACCAGUGGCAUAUGAAGGAGAGAUAGAGCAGAGGGGUUGUUAA
Messenger RNA from Knipowitschia caucasica, 1548 nucleotides. The record is from the annotation of a GenBank genome assembly. NCBI's taxonomy places the organism in Eukaryota, Metazoa, Chordata, Actinopteri, Gobiiformes, Gobiidae.